Molecule: messenger RNA, 784 nt
Organism: Pieris brassicae (large cabbage white)
Lineage: Eukaryota; Metazoa; Arthropoda; Insecta; Lepidoptera; Pieridae
Gene: RpS8
Product: 40S ribosomal protein S8
Exons: 6
Coding region: 99-725 (208 amino acids)
Biological process (GO): translation; maturation of SSU-rRNA from tricistronic rRNA transcript (SSU-rRNA, 5.8S rRNA, LSU-rRNA)
Cellular component (GO): ribosome; cytosolic small ribosomal subunit
Molecular function (GO): structural constituent of ribosome
Source: RefSeq, a predicted model, not a curated record
UGUAUUAUGUCAAAGUCAGUGGUCAUGACACUUGACAGAAAUAGUUACGACAUUCUAUUAGUCCUUUUGACAAAUCUUUUCUUUCUGACCCAGACAAGAUGGGUAUCAGCCGUGAUCACUGGCAUAAGAGGAGAGCUACGGGCGGUAAGCGCGCCCCAAUCCGUAAGAAGAGGAAGUACGAGUUAGGUCGCCCGGCUGCUAACACUAAACUUGGCCCACAACGAAUUCAUUGGGUCCGUUCUCGUGGAGGAAAUACUAAAUACCGUGCAUUACGUCUUGACACCGGUAACUUUGCUUGGGGUUCGGAAUGUGCCACUCGUAAGACUCGUAUCAUAGAUGUAGUAUACAAUGCAUCUAACAACGAGUUGGUGCGUACGAAGACUCUUGUUAAGAAUGCUAUAGUGGUAGUUGAUGCCACCCCUUUCCGCCAGUGGUAUGAAUCCCACUACCUUCUGCCUCUUGGAAGAAAGAAGGGUGCUAAACUGACUGAAGCUGAGGAAGCCAUUAUUAAUAAGAAAAGAAGUAAGAAGACCGCAAAGAAAUAUUUGUCCAGACAGCGCCUUUCCAAGGUUGAAGCUGGUUUAGAAGAACAAUUCCACACUGGACGUUUAUUAGCCUGUGUGGCGAGUCGGCCAGGCCAAUGCGGUCGCGCCGAUGGUUACGUAUUGGAAGGCAAAGAGCUCGAGUUCUACUUAAGAAAGAUCAAGUCUAAGAGGGCGAAGUGAUAUGUGUAAUUAAAUAACGCAAAAAACCACUUGUUUUAUUUAUUAAACAUUAAUGGAGA